AUGCAAGAUAAAAUAUGGCAGUCAACAACAUUUCCGUCACAAAGAACAUCUGAUUCUCGCAUAUCUCAGCAUGAAUCUGAAACGAAAUUCUAUGUUGGUGUGGAUGUCGGAACAGGCUCUACAAGGGCAUGCAUUAUAGACAAAUCCGGUAAUAUUUUAUCUCUGGCAGAAAAGCCCAUAAAGAGAGAGGAAUUAUUAUCUAAUUUUAUCACACAAUCUUCUAGAGAAAUCUGGAACGCUGUUUGUUAUUGUGUUAGGAAGGUUAUUCAAGAAGCAGGUGUUGAUCCUGCAAGAAUUCAUGGAAUAGGGUUUGAUGCGACUUGUUCCUUAGUGGUCGUAUCAGCUACUGAUUUCAAAGAGAUUGCAGUUGGUCCAGAUUUCACCAACAAUGACCAGAAUAUUAUACUGUGGAUGGAUCAUAGAGCAAUGAAAGAGACUGAAGAAAUUAACUUUUCUGGAAAUACAUGUUUGAAAUAUGUGGGAGGUCAAAUGUCUGUCGAAAUGGAAAUUCCCAAAAUCAAAUGGUUAAAAAACAACUUAGAAUCUGGAAUUUUUCAGGAUUGUAAAUUUUUUGAUCUUCCAGAUUACCUAACCUUCAGAGCCACAGGUAAAGAGAACAGAUCGUUUUCUUCUGUCGUUUGUAAGCAAGGAUUUCUACCAGAGGGUGUCGAAGGUUCUAAUUUGGGGUGGUCUAAGCAAUUUUUAGAUUCGAUUGGUCUCUCAGAGCUAACUGAUAAUGAUUUUGAAAAACUGGGUGGAUCUUUAAGGAAUCAGAAAAACUUCUUGAGUGCAGGUGAAUGUAUUGGUCCGUUGGACGGAAAAGCUGCUCGUCAAUUGGGCCUGACAGAGUACUGCGUAGUUAGUUCGGGAAUUAUUGAUGCAUAUGCAGGAUGGGUUGGAACAGUAGCCGCUAAGCCAGAAUCAGAAAUAAAAGGUCUCACUGAAAACGAAGAUUAUAAACAUGAUUUUAACGGCGCAAUUGGCAGACUGGCAGCUGUUGCCGGUACAUCUACAUGCCAUAUUUUGUUAUCAAAAAGUUCUAUUUUUGUUCAUGGCAUUUGGGGCCCCUAUAGAGAUGUUCUUGCAAGAGGUUUUUGGGCAGCAGAAGGUGGCCAAAGCUGCACAGGGGUUCUUUUGGAUCAUGUGAUAACUACACAUCCAGCAUUUUCUAAGUUAUCUCAACUGGCGGACGCAGCCAAUGUGUCAAAAUUUGAAUACUUGAACUCAGUGCUUGAAAACCUAGUUGAAAAACGUAAAGAGAGGUCUGUUAUUUUCUUAGCCAAGCAUCUUUUUUUUUAUGGUGAUUAUCGCGGUAAUCGCUCACCUAUAGCAGAUCCAAAUAUGCGUGCUUGCAUCAUAGGACAAUCUAUGGAUAACUCGAUUGAUGAUUUAGCUGUUAUUUAUUUGGGAGCCUGCGAGUUCAUAUCACAGCAGACCAGGCAAAUCAUUGAGGUAAUGUUGAAAAGUGGGCAUGCAAUCAAUGCAGUUUUCAUGUCGGGUGGGCAGUGUCGAAAUGGUUUACUAAUGAGAUUGUUGGCUGAUUGCACUGGUCUGCCAAUAGUGAUUCCGCGAUACAUUGACGGAGCAGUUGUAUUUGGUUCUGCCUUACUCGGAGCUGCAGCAAGUAAGGUAUUUGAUCUUAACAAAAGAAGAAGGGUUAUCAAAAGUAAAAAAUCUUCUUUAGUACAAACAGAAUUUCUCGAAGGUUUAUAUCCAUCGAUACAAAACUUGCCAUUGGAAAAUCACUCAACAAAUGUUGUUGCGUCCUAUAAGUUAGCAUGUUCAAAUUUAAAUGCUCCUGCCAGAACAAGUAGUGAUCUCUUCCCGAUCUCUAAGGAACAACCAGCUGACAUGAUCUCUGACAAAAGUAGCAAGGGCAUUUCAUUGGACAAAGGACGAGAGAAUCUGGAGGAGGAAAGAGACAUAGAUAAAAAUAUUCUAUGGAAAGUUAUGCAAGAGCUAACAGGUAAUGCAAAAGUAAUCUGUCCCAAUACAAAAACUCAUCCGGAUAGAAUUCUUUUAGAUACGAAGUAUCAAAUUUUUCUUGACAUGGUUGAAACUCAAAGAAACUAUAGACGUAUGGUAGAUAAAGUAGAAGAGACCUUUAGUAGGUGA
Molecule: messenger RNA, 2115 nt
Organism: Saccharomyces mikatae IFO 1815
Lineage: Eukaryota; Fungi; Ascomycota; Saccharomycetes; Saccharomycetales; Saccharomycetaceae
Product: putative phosphotransferase
Exons: 1
Coding region: 1-2115 (704 amino acids)
Biological process (GO): carbohydrate metabolic process
Molecular function (GO): kinase activity; phosphotransferase activity, alcohol group as acceptor
Source: RefSeq, a predicted model, not a curated record